Messenger RNA from Linderina pennispora, 885 nucleotides. Its product is annotated as galactose oxidase. NCBI's taxonomy places the organism in Eukaryota, Fungi, Kickxellomycota, Kickxellomycetes, Kickxellales, Kickxellaceae. Bases 1 to 885 code for a protein of 294 amino acids. The record is from RefSeq and is a predicted model, not a curated record. The transcript has 2 exons. Gene Ontology annotation, molecular function: protein binding.
AUGCGGUCGCAGACAAUGAACAUGGUGGGCUCGCUGAUGUACGUGUUUGGUGGGUGGGACAACCAAAAGUGCUACUCGGACGUCUAUACGACAGGCGACCAUGUGCCGGCGUGCCGUGCGCACACGUCGACGGCAGUGGACCACCGGCUGUUUGUGUUUGGCGGCGGCGAUGGGACACGCUACUUCAACGAGCUGUACGUCUUUGACACCAAGUCGUUGGUGUGGGCCAAGCCCAAGGUGGCUGGGCAGGUACCGUCGGCCCGGCGCACGCACACCUGCUUCCACCACAACGGGUAUGUGUAUCUGUUCGGCGGUGGCGACGGCCACAAGGCGCUGAACGACUUGUACCGCGUCAAGGCUGAGCCGAACGCGCAGGGCGCCUAUGAAUGGGAGAUUGUCGAGACGUCUGGCGGCAGGCCGUUCCCGCGCGGAUACCACACAACGACGCUGGUGGGCAGCCAGGUAGUUGUGUUUGGCGGGUCUGACGGCCAGGAAUGCUUUGGCGACACAUCGCUGCUGGAUCUGACCACAAUGCAGUGGUCACAUAUUGCUAUUGACCCGCCGCUGACCCGCCUGGCCCACACAGCCACGCUGGUUGGCAUGUACUUGUUUGUGGUGUGCGGCCACGAUGGCUCAGAGUAUGCCAACCAGGUGCUGAUGCUGCAGCUCGACACGCUGAGGUGGGAGACCCGCGUUAUAUAUGGCGUUGCGCCGCAGCCCCGCGGGUAUCACGCCUGCGCCCUGGACGACGGCAGGCUGUUCUUGCAUGGCGGAUAUAAUGGCCAGGAGGUCUUUGAUGACCUGUAUACGCUUGAGCUCAGCUCGUACGCGUAUCUGCCGCAGGUGCCAGAGUUCACCAUCGGGUGCCACCGUGAAGCCAGCUAG